AUAAUUUAUUUAUUCUAUUUUCGCGGAAGUGAUUUUUUAUUUAUAAAAAAAUAAUUUGUUAUUAAAUUGUGAUCUUGGAGUUUACUUGUGUUUUGCAAAGAUGUCGAUGGAUGAGAUGCAUCCAAUGUUUCCUUACACCAAGGAAGAUGUGCAGGAGAUCAGGAAGGAACUGGGGCUGAAGGAGAGCACCAUCGAGGGAGACAUUGAUGCUAUAGUCGACUGGUUCCAGAAACAACCACAUCUGGCUGAAGCCGGUAUAGAAAGACCCUUCGUGGAGAGGAUGCUGAUUGUCGCCAAAGGGUCGAUGGAGAAGGCAAAAAGGAGAAUAGAUAACUACUAUAGAUACAGACUGCUUGCACCAGAGAUAAUACAGAAUAGAGAAAAGGUGCUGUCUGAUUCACAGGAUCUGUGGAGUUCAUACUUGCAGUUAUCGAUGCCCAAGAUGUAUAAAUGCAACCGAGUUUCAGUGUUUCAACUCCUCAAUCCUGACCCGAGUGCCUUCUCCUGUGAAGCUUUCCUUAGGAAUACUUUCAUGCUCGGUGACGUCAGAAUGAAACAUGACUACUUCCUCGGUGACAUCUGGAUUGUGGACAUGAGGCACGCCACCUUCUCCCAUCUACUCAGAUUGAACCCUACACUGAUGCAGAAAGCCGCACAUUUGUUCCAUGAAGGGCUUGGUCUUCGUAUCCACUCCAUCCACGUCCUAAACGCCAACAGCCUGUUACAACACGUCAUCAGCUUCAUGAGGCAGUUCUUCAGCCCCAAGAUUAUCGACCGUGUGAUCGUGCACGAGUCUUUAGAUGCCUUGCAUAUGAGCCUGCCUAAGAGGUACUUGCCUAAAGAUUAUGGCGGUGACGAGCCUGCUUUGGCUGAAUUUAGAGAUAAAUAUGAAAAAGAAAUAAGAAGCACAGUAACCAAGCAGUUCCUUAUCAACUCUAUGAAGAUGGUUUCCAACGAGAAGAAACGCCCCAACGCUGACAUCAACGAGGAAUAUUUGGCUGGAUCAUUCAGGAAAUUAGAUUUCGAUUAA
Messenger RNA from Spodoptera litura, 1030 nucleotides. RefSeq names its product alpha-tocopherol transfer protein-like. The record is from RefSeq and is a predicted model, not a curated record. Gene Ontology annotation, cellular component: membrane. Lineage: Eukaryota; Metazoa; Arthropoda; Insecta; Lepidoptera; Noctuidae. Gene Ontology annotation, molecular function: phosphatidylinositol bisphosphate binding.